UGGUAUUAAAGUCGGAGCGGUUUUGACAAUAACAGAAGAGUGUGCGGCAGCGCUGUAGCUGCGCGAUACAAAACACGCUGUUAAAAACAGAUAGAGCGACGUUUCUACACCUUUCCUCUCUGUAAAACAGAGAUAGAGCUGUUCAGAGUUCAGUUUAAAGUGAUGUCUGCUCUGUUUAUCGACAUAUGGACUCUUCAACUUCACUCCAGACCCGCUUUAUUGUUGUGAGAGUUCAUGUGGACGCCUGACUUCUUUGUGUGAGAUAUUGGAAGUAAUUGAUCAGUAGACUGAGUGGUCCUCUCAAGACGCAAUCAUGGUGUUAAUCCUGGGUCGGCGUCUGAACCGCGAGGAGCCGGCGGGCGUCCGUGAGUCACCCGCCAUCAAGCGCAAGGUUUUCGAGAUGGAUCCCAAGAGCCUGAGUGAUGUCUUCGACUUCUCCUCAGGCCCAUCUCAUGCCGAAGGCGUGCUGCAGGUGUUCAACGAGUUCCGCGAGACCCGGCUGUUCACGGACGUGGUGAUCAGCGUGCAAGGCCGCGAGUUCCCCUGCCAUCGUGCCGUCCUGUCCGCCUGUAGCAGCUACUUUCGCGCCAUGUUCUGCAACGACCACCGCGAGAGCCGCCAGAUGCUGGUGGAGAUCAACGGCAUCCAGGCGGAGGCCAUGGAUGUCUUCCUGCAGUACGUCUACACCGGCCGUGCAAAGAUCACCACACAGAACGUCCAGUACCUCUUUGAGACCUCCAGCCUCUUUCAGAUCGCCAUUCUGAGGGACGCCUGCGCCAAGUUCCUGGAGGACCAGCUGGACCCCUGCAACUGCCUCGGCAUGCAACGCUUCGCUGAUGCCCACUCCCUCAAACAGCUGGCCAGCCAGUGCCGAGGCUAUGCCCUGCAGAACUUUCCAGAAGUCGCCCAGCAUGAGGAGUUCCUGGACUUGCGAAGGGAGGAGCUGGAGGAGUACAUAGCCAGCGAUGAGCUCUGCGUGGGCAGGGAGGAGGUGGUGUUUGAAGCUGUGAUGAGAUGGGUGUACUUUACUGUGGACUGUCGCAAGCCCCAGCUGAAGGAUCUUCUCCAGCAUGUGAGGCUGCCGCUCCUGCACCCUAAUUACUUCGUACAGACGGUGGAGGGUGAUCAGCUGAUCCAGAACGCUCCAGAAUGUUACCAGCUUCUGCACGAGGCCCGGCGCUACCACGUGCUCGGAAACGAGAUGAUGUCACCACGAACUAGACCUCGCAGGUCGACUGGUUUUUCGGAGGUGAUUGUGGUGGUGGGAGGCUGUGAGAGGCUGGGGGGGUUCAAUCUUCCCUACACAGAGUGUUAUGAUCCAGUCACGGGUGAGUGGAAGUCCCUGGCCAAGCACCCGGAGUUCACCAAGUCGGAGUACGCGGUGUGCGCCCUGCGCAACGACAUCCUCGUCUCAGGUGGACGCAUCAACAGCAGCUAUGUGUGGAUGUACAACUCUCAGCUCAACCUGUGGAUCAGGGUCGCCUCGCUUAACAAGGGCCGCUGGAGACACAAGAUGUUGGUGCUGCUUGGAAAGGCGUAUGCUGUAGGCGGAUACGACGGUCAGUCCUGCCUCAGUAACGUGGAGGUGUACGACUCCUUCUCUAACCGCUGGACGGAGGUGGCCCCUCUGAAGGAGGCUGUGAGCUCUCCAGCAGUGGCCAGCUGUGCUGGGAGGAUGUUCGUCAUCGGGGGAGAGCCGGACGAGAACAGCUGCACUGACAAGGUGCAGUGCUAUGACCCAGAGACAGACAGCUGGUUGCUAAGAGCCAAUGUUCCAAUCUCCAAGCGUAACAUCGCGGCCGUGUCACUCAACAACCUGGUGUAUGUGUGUGGAGGCCUGACCAAGUCCAUCUACUGCUACGACCCAGCACAGGACUUCUGGAUGCCAGUUGUCAACACCUUCAGCAGACAGGAGUGCUGCGGGAUGUCUGUGUGUAACGGAAAGAUCUUCAUCCUGGGCGGGCGAGGAGAGAACGGCGAAGCCUCUGAUAGCAUUGUGUGCUAUGACCCCGCCUCCGGCAUCAUCACAGGCGUGGCUGCUAUGCCCCGCCCCAUCUCCUAUCACGGCUGCAUCACCAUACAUCGCUUCAAUGAGAAACUGCAUCGGACCUGAGAUUGCACUUUCACACACAUGUAUGCAUACACACACACACACACAAAUGUAUCACUGGCUAGAUUAAACAACAAUGGAACAUUAAGCGGAACUAUACUUCACUAGCCCAUUGGAUCACUCGGACCACUUAGAUGGUCACUGGUGAUAAUGGGGUGUUCCUUAGACUGGAGGUAUUUUUUGUAGCAUUUUUCUAUUAUAUUGUGAGUGCCCACUACUCUGGAUACUUCUGUCUCUCUCUCUGUAUUUCUCUCUUUCUAUGUUUGUAUUUUCAUAGAGUUUUUUUUUUUUUGCCAUACCAAAAGAAAUUUGGACACAUGUCACACAAGACAUUAGCUUUAACCCUAUUAUUAUUAGCAUUAUUUUUUUGCAUUUUAGAAUAGUGUUAAAUAUCUUAUUUUACAGACUGUAAGGUGCAUGGAAUCAUAAGGCGCACUAUUGAUAAACGUCUAUUUUCUGGUCUAUUUUCAUACAUAAGGAACACCGGAUUAUAAGGCAAAUUUUAAGCGACAAUAGUAAGGAACAGGGGUGUCACAAUGUUUCCCUCCUAAUCCAGCAAGUCUCAAAAUAAUUAAACAAAACAAUAAGUAAACAAAAUCAUUUUUAAUUCUUAAAAAAAAACCUUUUCUUUCAAAGUUAAUCUACACAGAUUUCUCUCCUGAAAACUGUUUAUUUGGGUGAGUAAAGCACUUUCGUUUAUUUACAGUAAGCAUAGAUUUCCAAUAUUUUAGCACGGUUAGCAGAAGUGCUAGCGCUUAGCACUAGUAAAUGCCGCCUGACAGCACCACACUGAGUAACCCUCUGGUAAGCCAGGGUGCUAUCAGCUAGCGCUUCAUCUCGAGUAGCUUGUUUAAACACAGAAAACACACAGACUACAGUUCAAUAUACUCACCUCUGAAUGGGGAAAGAGCUAUCGCUGUGGUUAGUGGCUAAUGCUAAUACUGCUCCUGUAUACUCCUGUGUAACGCUGUACUUUAGCGGAGUGGGUUUAUUGCUCCUUACAACCUGACUGGUAGAAUUUAUACAUAAGGUGCACCGGAUUAUAAGACACACUGACAAUUUCUGUGAAAAUGGAUUUUAAGUGCGCCUUUUAGUGCGAAAAAUGUUAAAUAUAAACUUUAAAAGGGAUUCAUCUUACAAAAGAAUUGGCAGAAUUGACAAUCCACUAAAUAUCUACAAAAUCCAUAAAAUCUACAAAAUAGGUAGUGAUUUGUUGAGAACCUUCUCAUUAAACAGCAAUGAAGACCGCUAUGAGCUUCAUACAAAGCCAAAUACCACAUGUUUCUUUCUAAAUUUCAUUAGACAGCUAAACAUGCUUGGAGGAGAGCAUUAAUCACUGGUUAUAUGUGGAAUUAACAGCCUCCCAGACUGGCUAGCAUUAUGCUGUGUAAUGCUUUGGGCAGUUUUUGCAGUGAUGCCAUUCGUUCAUGGCUGAAGUAAUUAUCUCAUAUCAUUACUUAUUGUCCUAAGAAACAGCUUUGAUAUGUGUCCAAAUUUUUGACUGGUAUUUUACAGUAAAUUUGCAUAUAUGUAUUCAGUUUCUUUUUCUUUUCUUUUUUACCAUCUCUGGAUCAAAGCAUGCAUACUUGUGUAAAGAUAAGGCAGGACGCUACGCCGCUGGUUACAUUCUCAUCACUCCACACAUCACACUCAGGCUCGGCUUUCGCAUCGCUUCCACAGAACAGCAGGAAUGAAUCAGCAGCUUUUAAUUGGACGCUUUGCAGUGAUGCGGUCAUGUGCUUAAACUUGUUUGAUUUGAGACAUAUUUAGAGUGUUUAAGGGUGUUUGCUAUAUGAUUUCUUCUUAUUUAACUGUUAUUUUUAAAUUUUUGUUAAAUUUACCACAUUUUUUCAUGUAGUUUGUUUUUGGUUUUAAUCGCAAAUUGUGUAAAAUAUUUGUCUCUUUUAUUAUCUGUCUUUCAUCUUUUUGAACUUUUGUUCUGUUUUGAUAUUAUCGUAAAUUAUUUGUAAUUUGUAAUCAUUAUUUUUCCUUAAUUUUUUAUAAUUUUAAUGUUUUUUUUUUAUACGUGUUUUAUAAUAUUUUAAUAUUAUAUCAUGUCAUAUAUAAUAGCAGCACAUAUAGUGCACAUUCUGUAGCCUGUAGACAAAAGUAGAUUAACUUACUUUAGACUUUUUUAGCGUUUUAUAUAUGGAUUUAUUAUAGUUUUGUAGUUUUAUCAUGAUUUAGGUGGACUUUCAUGUUUCUUGUGUUGGACACAUUGAACUGUACUGAACUUGUGUCCACCCCCAGACUGACUGACAGGUUUGAAAAAGCUGGUCAGUAACGAAUCAGGAGCCUCCGCUGGUUUUGCCAUAAACGAUAUUGCUGUGAAUCUUCGUUUUAUUUAAUUUUUUGCUGUUUUAUUUUAAUUUAAGUGGAACUAUGUUAUUGCUACAUACAUAUAACCAUCGUGCCUUUCUGUUUGUUGUUUUAAAACAGAGCCCCAGUCAUGCACUUAAUGUAAUGUUAAUAUGUAUGUUAUCAUUAGUGCUAUGAUAUACAGUAUAUCUCAGUGUUUCACGUUAUGUUUGUUUUAUUAUACUUUAGUACUCUUUUUUUUUGGUAUUUGUAUUGGAAAUGGCUUUGUAUGUGCCUUUUUGUUGUAUAUGCCUCACACAAAUAAGGCAACAGUGCAGUUUCAGGAAUGCAGUUUCAGUUUUUUAGACCCCUGCUGAUCUUACAAAAAUACAAAAUAUGUAUGCAUUUAAAGCAAAAUUUAAUUUCAAUUUUUUUACAUUUUACUCCCGAUUUAGCUAGGCCAAUUGUCCCACCUGUUUAGCAGUAUAUCCCCCAUCACAGGUGAUGCCACAACACCAGGAGGGUAAAGACCAGCACAUGCCUCCUCCGAUACAUGUGAAGUCAGACUCCGCCUCUUUUCAAACUGCUGCUGAUGCAGCAUUGCUGAGUAGCAUCACAGUGCACUCGGAGGAAAGCGCAGCAACUUGGUUCUGAUACAUCAGCUCACAGACGCCCUGUGCUGAUCGACAUCACCCAGAGAGAGCAAGGCCAAUUGUGCUCUCUCAGGGCAUGACCGGGAUUCGAACCAGAGAUCUCACCGAUCAUAGUGGCAGUGUUUUAGACCGGUGGACCACUCGGUGCCCAAGAAACAUAUUUAAAAAUCACUGAUAAAAUCUGAUAAAAAACACCACAAGCAGUUCAUCAUGUUAUAGUAACCCAAUGAUGCACAAAACCCCUUUUUUUUGGGUUGUCAUGGCUACUGCGCCUGCGCACAUCUCCACCAGCAUGAUUAGCAUGCUCAGUUUGUUCCGCUAUACACAACCAUCAAGUUGAUUUAGAGUUUAGAUUCCCUGCCUAAGUCGAUGCCCAACCCGAACAUGCUGUGUGUAACAGUUUUCUUAAGGUCUAUGCUUCUUCAGUAUUGCACUGUUCAUUAACAUCAUUCUAAACAGAUUUUACUCAUUCAGACAACUUGGAACUGUAGUUACAAUUAGUAACUAGCUACUUGAUGAAAAAUGUGGGGUUUAAAUCGGGCUCGAGCUCAUAUUAUGCGGCGGGCUGGGUUGGGUUGGGUUUGGACAGAACCAGCACGGGUUUGGAUCAGGCUGGAUUUUUUUGGGGGCUCCCCCAAACCCAAACUGUCCUGUUUUGCCUGUAAAAUCAGUGUUUUACGUCUUUACUGAACGCUGGAGUGCUGGAGUGUCGAGACGGUUGUCACCGAAGCUCAGCAGCAGCUUGAUUUAUCUGUAGUAAUCAGAUAGAUUCAGACGAGAAUGUUGGCACAGGGUUUUGUAGAACAAUUCAUUUAUUUGAACAAUUUCCCCCAGAGCAUAUUCCUGCCCGCUCUGCGCUGUAAAUCUGAGUGCCUUAUUUCAGCUCCAUUAUUGCCUUUCGUUUGUUGUUUUGCUCAUCACUUGUCACAUCCAGCAGGGUCUUUUCUGAUCUUGCGUGAAAUGAUUUACGAUGUGACUGAUUUAAAAUGUUGUGAACAAUGGGCUCUUGGUGUAAAACGAAGCCAUAUGUGAGAUUCUAGUUAGAACUGAGUUGCGACUGAAAUAUAUAGUCAUGUGUUGAGAUUAUAGUGAUACAUGAUGCAGUCAAUCCUCGCAAUAUAUUAUUAUGUCAUGGUGAAUACAUACGCCUCCAUUGUUUUGAUCAGAUGAAUUUCCUGAUUCAUCCAAACCCUAUUAGAAACCCAUAUCUGGGUCUAAGGUGUUGUUUAAGUUAAAUAAAGGGUUUAAGUGGUUUGUUUGCAUAUUGUGGCCUUAUAUAAACUAUAUAUAUAGUCCAAUUAUAGUUCUAUAGACCUGUAACAAAAAGCCAAAUGUGUCUAUAACACAGUUGUGUGCAAACGUUUGAGCAACCCAUGUCAAAUUACAUGUUGUUGGAGACAAUUAUGCAAACUUUAAUGCACAAUUAUUGUUCAUUUGCUGCAUUUAUCGUAUAUUGUUUAAAAUUGUGUAAAUUUAAUUUAGUUUUAAGCUUGUUUGUAGAAGUUGUGUUAACUCUUCACAUUACUAAAUCCACAAAUCAGGGCUCUAAAUGCCACAGAGGACUAGGAUGCUAAGUUUGAAUCCUGGGUUAUGCUGCUUCUGCAUCAGCAGCCAGAGUCCGAGAGAGAGCACAAUUGACAAUACUCUCCCUAGGUGGGUACAGUAGAUGGCACUCUUUCCCCCAUUAUUUCCCAGUCAAGUCAUCAGUGUGAUGCUAGUCAACACAGGCAUCUGUUAGCUGAUGUAGCAAAGCUGUAAAUCUGGCACUUUCCUGCUUGGGUUCAAUGGGACUCAUUUCUGGCCACUAUAGAGCGCUCCAGCUUUUUGCUUCCAUGCAUAUCUGGGGGCUUUUUGAAGUUAGAAAUGUUUUGGGUCAUUGUCCUGCUGGAAGACCCUUGACCUAGGAUGCAAACUCAACUUUCUGACACUGUGCUCUACAUUGUGACCCAAAAUCUUCUUUGGUAAUGUUCAGAUUUCAUGCUGCCUUGCCCACAGUCAAGGCAACCAGUGCCAGAGGCAGCAAAACGGCCCCAAAAAAUAUUUGAACCUCCAACACAUUUGACUGUAGGUACUUUGUUCUUUUCUUUGUAGGCCUCAUUGCAUUUUUGGAAAACAGUAGAAUGAUGAGCUUGAAUGAUACCAAGAAGCUCUAUCUUGGUCUCAUCUGUCCAAAAGUUGCAAGUUAUGAGGAACGAAGACUAAACAACAAAUGUAAAUCAAUAGUUGAUUCUUUAAUGUACAAUAAGCAACUACAGGUUCAAUACAAUGUACAACAUUUUACAUUCAUAUUUGUUUCUAAAAGCAAAGCAACAAAAUCUUUACCUCCGCCUGUAGGAGAGAAUGGGAUUUCAACGAGUAUUCAUGUGAAACCUUUUGAAUGGCAGGAUCCUUUUACGUUAGUGCGUAUACUGUAUACGCUGUAUGUACAGUACAUACACAUAGUAUACACACUAGUGCAUGCAAGAAUGAACUGUUUUUAAUGUUUUAUUGUGUUUUUGUAUUCUUUUAGCAAUGCAUUUCUGUAUAUUGCUUGCGGAGCUGUUGUUAGUAAAGUCUCAAUAAAGUUUUUUUUUAAGCUAA
Molecule: messenger RNA, 7641 nt
Organism: Astyanax mexicanus (Mexican tetra)
Lineage: Eukaryota; Metazoa; Chordata; Actinopteri; Characiformes; Acestrorhamphidae
Gene: klhl24a
Product: kelch-like family member 24a
Exons: 8
Coding region: 314-2113 (599 amino acids)
Molecular function (GO): protein binding
Source: RefSeq, a predicted model, not a curated record